Messenger RNA from Leptomonas pyrrhocoris, 6369 nucleotides. RefSeq lists its product as hypothetical. The transcript has a single exon. Gene Ontology annotation, molecular function: DNA-binding transcription factor activity. Lineage: Eukaryota; Euglenozoa; Kinetoplastea; Trypanosomatida; Trypanosomatidae. Bases 1 to 6369 code for a protein of 2122 amino acids. The record is from RefSeq and is a predicted model, not a curated record. Gene Ontology annotation, cellular component: cytosol.
AUGUUGACCGUCUCGUCCGGACCGGGCGCUCCCAGCGUCGUCGAGAGCGCCGCCGGCUACGCUGUCAACGCCGCGCGACGUCGGCGCAGCUCGCAGCGCACUUCCUACCAGCGACGCAUCAACCCCAUCGGUGCUGGCAAGCACGGCUCUUCGAUCAGUCGUGAUAACACGGCUGAGAUUCAUGGCAUCUCCAUGGACCGCCUCACCUACAUGAACACCGCCCUCGAAGCCCUGCCCGGCUUUGCGUUGCGGGAGUAUUUUGUACCGAUUAUGCGUCUUAAAAAGCAGCUCCUGCUGCGUCAGCGCAGAUCGAAGGAGCGUUUCCCUGCAAUGGGCACGGUCGCCUACACCAAGAUGGUCACCGUCGCUGUCGCUUCGCUGGCCAAGUCCCUCAGCUCCGCGGGUGGGGACCUGAUGCUGGACGGCGGCACGGCCAGCUUCGAUGUGGACGCAAAAGGGCUGGGCGAGUGCCUGGGUAGCAAACUCUCGCCCAUCUGCAUGGAGGCGGGCAGCGUGCUUGGUUACCCGCGCGAGCCGCCAGAGGCGUCCUUCGUCUACAUCAUGCUGUCCGGCACCGUGACGGUGAUGCACUUCCAACCGCCGUCCUUGCCGACCCAGCAGCGUCGCACCGGUGGUGGUGGCAGCAGCCGCAAGGAGCGCCAGACUUACUUUACCUCCGCGAAGGACGUGGUGCGGCUGUGCGGUGGGGGCGCCGUGCAGGAUGCCGCCCUCCUGCUGGACGACUACAACGGCAGCGAGUCGGGAGCCGCAGUCGAUGCGGCGUCCACGUCAAACGUGACAACGGCAAUUCAGCGAUCGCUGCGCCGCGCCAGCCGCACCGUGGGCCAGCCGACCCUGCAGUACACGCGCAUGGAGCAGCUGAGUGGUCCGGUGGUGCUGGGGGCCAGCGAGGCCAUUGGCUUGGCGCCGUGCAAGUACGUCAGCUACAUCGCCUCUGCCGAACCGGGCAGACCGGUGAGGCAGACAAGCAACUUGAGCAGCACCAUCAAUAACAGCAGCAGCAACAAAACCGACGAGGUGGAGGUGGUGCAGGCCUUCCGUGUCCGCACCGCCGAUGUGCACGCAGCGUUGAUUCAGCUAGCCGCGGAGCAGCAGGCCGAGCGGCAGGCAAAGUCACCCUUCCGCUACGUGCCGUGGUGUACGGCCGCUGCCGGGGAGGCCGUUGCCCAUGGCACUGUGCGCACCAUGGCGGACUUCGUUGUGGCGGCGCGCCGUCGCACCCUUUACAAUGACUACGCCGCGGUGGAGCUGAUGAUGCGGCAGAGCUGGCUGCUGCAGGACGCUCCGUCGCACACCAUCCGCACCCUCAUCACACACCUGGAGCCGCACACGUACAUGCCGGGCGAGGUCAUCGCCUGCCCGCACACACCAGGCGCAGAGCGGCAGCUGUGCUUUCUCCGCCGCGGUCGCCUGGGCGUGUACACGUUGCCGAAGGUCAGUGCCGGUGCUGCUGCUGCGGCCGCUGGUGGCGGGAGGAGGUCUCCGUUGAACUCCGCGGCGCUUCAAAGGGGUGCUGCGUCGCGUGCAGCACGUGACGGGUGUGAGUGCUGGCGCACGACGGACAUCUCGGCAGGAGCGCAGCCCGACGAGGUGGUUGAGUCCGGCGCCUCCUUCGGUGAGCUGUCCGUCCUUUUUCCGGAGCCGCGCCACUGCGUGCUGCGUGCCGCCACCAUUUGCGAUGCGUGGUGCCUGCCGCGCCGCAGCUUCACACGUCUCAUGCAGCGCGAUACCAGCGUUCGUGACGGUCUCCUGCAGAAGGCGGCGGUGCUGCGGAUUGAGUGGAUGAGUGAGCAGCGCCUGACCCGCGCUCUGGCGCAGCAGCUGCGUGCCAGUUCCGAGCUGCUCCGCCCGCUGCCGGAUAUCGCUCUUCGCCUCAUCCAGGAGCGACUGGAGCCGGUGGUGUAUGCGCCGGGCUCGCUCGUCGUGAGCACGUCGACCAAGUGCAAGGAGGUCAUCUUCAUCAUGCACGGCUCCGUCUCGACCAUCUGCGAAGGCGUGGCGACCUACGGCCCAGGAGACGUGCUGGGCGAGGGCUGCUUGGUGCCCCACCGCUGGCCAUUGGGGCUUGCCGCGCGGACGAUGGUGGAGGGCUGGCGCAUCAAGGCGGACCAGCUCCGCGACGCCUUCCGUCUCGUGGACAAGUUGCACCACUACUCCGGCCUCGUGACGAGUCAGACCGUGCUGCUGAUGAAGCGGAUCUUCGGCGAGCCGCAGCCGCCGAUUGAGGUGGACGCGGUGGGGCGGCAGCGCAUGCCAACCGUCGGCGCCGCGCCUGGCGGGACCACUUACCUCGCCUUCGCUCACGCAGUCAGCGAGGUCCAGCUGAGGGCGCUGUGCUUUCUGCACCGCGACUACGUGCGGUGGGAGGACAUCGACUACUCUUGCGUCGACGGCGGGGCGGCGAAGCUGCAGGGAAACCCGCUCAACAUGCUGGCGCGAGAGCUGGCGAUUCGUCACCUCAACGGCAGCAGGACAAAGUCCGUGGCGUCCGCGCUGACCCAACAGCACCAGUCCCCGUCGGCUUCAAGCCAGCGGCGGAAAACGACGGCCGUCCCUGUUACUACCGAAAACGCCGCGGGCAAGGAGAGCGGCGAGAGGAUCGCAGGGUCCGCAGCGGCCGGCACGAAGACAUCGGCGGCCGGCUCGGGCCGCAACGCGGUGCGGGCCAGCAGCUCCGGCCGACGAAGUCGCGACCCGACUCCACACGGUGACGGCCCCCGUGGCCCACGCUGCCGAGUGGCGAGUGCUGGCGCCUUUCUGGUCAAGAACGCCUUCUUGCCCGAUGAGGCCAAAGCUCCCCCUUUCAGCGCAUCUGCGCCAUCAGCGACCACAGGUGGCGGCCGCCCUACAUCCCGACGCGCUUUCAACAGAGGCGCCUUUGCGAAGCACGCCAUCACGCUGCCUCCCCGUCUGCAGCACAUGACGAGGUUGCUGGAGGAGCGCAACCGGACCUGGGCGGCGGAGCAGCGGCACGAGGCAACGCUGGCGCAGCAAGAGGCGAGUCAGCGGGAGGCCGCGGUGCGCGACCAGGUAGCACUGCACGCCUCCGCCGCCGCGCCGCAGCGUCCGUCCUCUCCCGCACGUGGUCAAACGAAGGCGGCGGUGGGGGGCCGCGAGGGCGGCGCACUGGCCCCCGCGCCGACCACCUCGCACUUCUCCCAUGCGGACGUCAGCCUUGCGCCGGUGCACAUCUUUCUUCAGGCUGAGAAUCCAAAGUACGAACUCGACCUGAGGGAGGCCGUCGCCAUCGGCUACGUCAUGCAGCUGCCGGACAUUACCCACAUUCAGUACUCCGUCUCCCUCGUCGACCCGGACGUUGCCCUCGGACCACCCGGGCAGCGUGCCCGGCGGCACCUCAUGUCCAUCACCCCAAACGACCGCUACAACAAGCACAACUUUUUGUUUGCGGCCUCCGCCCUCGAAGACGGCGGCUCGACGGAGUCGAAGAAGGCAGCCGCCGAAGCCGCGGCCGCGGCCACGCUGCGCAGUAAAGCGCGCAAGCUGUACACGAUGAUGCGCACGACGGUGGCGGCGCGGAUGGACGCAGCGGCAGACCAGAUGAACACCACCCCGCUUCGUCAAAUGUCGUUUGAAGACAGCCCUGGCAACGAAAGCAUCAGCCCACGUCCGCCUGACGGGUUGACGCUGACAGAUGAGCUGCAGGUGCGGUCCCCGAAGGGCGACGCGGAGGGCCUGGUGCGGUCGCCGUCCCUCUCCUUCCCCAAAACGCCACUGCCACAACACACACCGCAGCCGCCGAGCCCACCCGUGAGGCGCACCAGCUCCGUCCACACGCCGUCCCCGUUCCGCAGCUCCGCCGGCAAGAGCAGACAGCGGUGGUCUGAUGAGGCCUUCCAACGUAUGCUGCAGCGCGAACCAGUGCAGGCAGUCGAUCUGCUGCGCAAGCACUACGGUGUGCCGUGGAAUGCCGCCGCAGGUAGCAACGGCGGUGGUGGCACCGCCUCUGGUCAGUCACCAACCGCUCGACACGUCACGGAGUCGCGCAGCGGUAACGCGUCUGCCUUCUCUUCGAACUUCGACGUCUUCGGCGAGCCACAGCGCCGGUUGAGGCGGCCGUCGUUGCUGGAUCGACUCGAGAUGGCGGCGGCGGGCGGUGGCCCCACGACAACGCCGCUGAGCGGGUUGCCCUCACGGGACGCGGUCAACACGGACGCCCACGGCGGCGAGCUCGCAGACGCGGCGGAGUUGACGUCCAACGAGGAGGUGGUGUUGACGAACAACACCGCCCCGACAUACCCGCCGCUAACGCACGCCACGGCGCGCGAUCGCUGGCACUGCGGCAACCAGCUCACACUAGGCAGCGCACAACCUGCGAGCAGUGCCGUGAACAAUGCCGGUGCCGACCUCCCCCCAGCGGGGCAGCGCAGGAGUCAAGUGAACAUCAAUGCCGGCGCCAACGCCGGUGCACCGCCGUUCGCAGUCGCGCCGGAAAGCGGCGCGCUGAACGACUACUUCUACAGCAACAUCCGUCGUCGCUACCCACCCACGCUCUUUGUGGAGGGCUACGGCCCGUUGGAGCUGCUCUCUCCCGAGUGGGUAGAGUACCCCCCAACAAUUCAAAUCGGCGCUGAUGGCGGUGCUGCUGCAGGUGCUGGUGCUGGCCCUGACGGUUCUCUUGAGAAGGUGGGUGGGUCGGGGGAGCGCAGCGGUGCGCCGGUCAGCGCGUCUCGCGUGUCACGCCCGAUCACGGCGAUUGCGGUGGCGGCGGCCUUGCGCCGCAGCUCCUCUGCUUUUAGAUUUGAAGAGAGCGUCAGCGGACACGGGUACAAUAACAUGAGUGGGGUCUUCGGCGACCACCCGAACUCGGCGGUCGCGCCGCGGAUGGAGCCGUUCACGAUGCCGACCUUGGAGGAUACGGAGGUCGUCAUUCGACGCAUUCAGCGCGACGUGAACGGGCUGAACGCCGUGGCGCGGGAGCAGCGGCGGGAGCGGGACGGGGCUCGACUGCGCAACGGGCGCAUUGUGAAGCACCGCGCCGCCGUGGCCGCCGCGCUGGGCACGCCGGAUGAACAAGAGCAGGCGCUCUUAGUGGUGUGGCGGAGUCAGCUCGCCCGCAUUGGUCACGAUGCGCUGCGACGUGCCUCCGUGCCGGCCGCGCUGCGUGAGGAAGCCGGGCCGGAUUACAUGAAGCGAGAACUGCGGCACCUGGCGAACGCGCCCGUCCCGACGGAGGACGUGCUGUCGCGGUACACGAACGACAUGGAGCUGUGGCAGGAGCAGCGCGAGCAGCAGCGACAGCUGCAACUGCACGGCGGAAGGGCGGAUGUGACACCGAUGCACGUCGUGGCCGCAUCGACGCCGUCGGGCGGCGGCGCUGGCACGCGAGACGGGCCACGGCGAGUGGUGGCGACGGUGGGAGUCGGCCGGCUGGGCAUUCCCCCCGCACCGCUGCAGAGCCCAACGGCCCAGAUGAACAAUGCUGACCGCCAGACGUGGCUGCGCCAGCGCGAGGAUUUUUUCGCCGCCUACAAGGAGCUUCUGGCACACCCAGGCGGGCGGGCCGGCGGCGGGGCCUCCACCUUCGCUCUCGCCGCCCCCAGCCUCCGUUUCGCCCCUGCCCCUCCUCCCCCCGCAAAGACACCGUCGCAGCCCGUCAGGCACCGGAUAAGCGAUGGCGUCGUUGCGACGAGCAGCACCGACACGUCGUACAGGGCUGCGUUUGCCCACCGCACAGCUGGCCCCACGGUGGAUGAAAGCCAAGACGACGACGUGGGGUCUGGACGGCCGUCGUUUGACGCUCCCGCCGCGCAGCCCACUUCGCCACCGCACCCGGCGAUGGGGGACUCCGCGGACUUUCACUUGCGCGGGCCGAAGCCGGAGUUGCCGGCCCGCUACGAGAGCCCACAAAACUACUCCUACAGCACGGAGGAGCAGGCGACGCCGUCGGCGGUCGAUCACCGCGUUGCCGUGACGCCGCCGCGGGAACUGUGGAACGCGGACGACACGCAGGACUACAUGGACGGCUCCGAGGGUGAGUACUCCAGCGGCGAAUCGGAGGAGGAGGAGGAGGAGGUGGAAAAUGAGCACUCUGCGGUGUUGAGCGCGCCAGACAUGGUCGGGAACACUUCGGGGAACUCAUCCUUUGCUGCUGCUGCUGCUACUGCCGCUCCUGCUGCAGCCUCUUCUGCAAAGGCCGAGGAGGGUGAGCCCGGUAAAUGGGACCGCCACGAUGGUCUGGAGAACGCGCAGGAAGAGCAAGAAGAGGAAGUGGGAUAUGAAGAGGAGUUCGAAUCGGAGUCAGACCAAGGAGAGGAGGGACAAGCGGAAAAGGGUUUUGCAGCUGAAGUGGAGGAAAAGGAUGGCCAACCAGCGUGGCUCAACAUCUGA